AGAAGUGUGCUAGGUAGUCCUUUUAAAGGUGCAGGAGCGUUGUACGGUAGUAGAAGCAGAAGCGAUUCCCUCGUACAUGAGGACUUGGAAUCCGGAAAAACGCCUGUGGUUGUCAAAGAUAGGUCAAUCACGGUUGACUCCCUUGACAUUGCGCUGCCUGGGAGCGUGCAGAAAUCAGUAUCAGGCAGGGGACUAAACCAGCACGGGUCAUCGACUCCAAGGUCUCCUUCCACCAAGGAUGCCGCACCUCUCAAUCAAGCUAUUAAACCUGCUGAAAAGAGGCAGAAGAAGAUUGUCAGUGCUUGGGAACAAGAGAGCGACUCUAAAAACAAGGAUCGAAAGAAAAAUAUCAAGAAGGACAAGAAACAGACCAGCGGAGGAGACAAACGAGGACCUGCCAGUAGCUCCCUAACUUCCCGGUCACGCUCAGACGUACUGCAGACAGCCUCUCGCACAUCAAAGAGCCAGCAACAACUCAGCAAGGUCAACAAAGACCAUUCUACAAGAAGCAAUUCCACUUCCACUCGCAGCAAGCAGGAGCAACUCUAUGCUGCGGGAUACGACAAUGACCAGUCCUUCCAAUGGGACGCGCCUAGCCAAGACAGACGUCCGCGACAUCUCAGACGUGUGAUUACCACAGCAGAAGAGAUGCAAGCAUUGAGAAAGCGUAGAUUUGAUGGUUUUGCUGGUACCUUUUCUAUAGACCGAAUGCGAGACAUGCAGUAUGAAGCUGGGUUGCAAGGUGCUUUGGGCCAUAUGUACGAUGUCGACGGCUUCGAUUUCAAGCAACGUCCUGGCACUGAGGUUGUAGCGACUGGCGAUGUCAAUUAUCGCAAACCCAAACAUUUAGACGACAGACCAAGAACCAAAGAGGAGAAGAGGAAAGCGAAGAAGGCACAGAAAGAAGCGGAGAGGAAUGGGACGCCUCUACAACCUGCUACUUCUGGUGCAGGUGGUGGCGGAACAAUG
Messenger RNA from Amoebophrya sp. A25, 969 nucleotides. The record is from the annotation of a GenBank genome assembly. NCBI's taxonomy places the organism in Eukaryota, Dinophyceae, Syndiniales, Amoebophryaceae.